AUGUUGAAGAGGUCAAAAAAUAAGACGAUCAAAGUCAAAGUGACAACAGCCGAGUCACAAUUGGAAUUUGAGAUGCAAAAGGGCGCUUUGGGUCAGGAUCUCUUUGAUCAAGUGGUCCGUACUAUUGGCCUUCGUGAGGUCUGGUACUUUGGCAUUCAGUAUAUCGACAAAGACGGUACUCCGACUUUUCUGAGGUUGGAUAAGAAGAUUUUGAGUAAUGACUUUGCUCCUGGCUCCGAAUGUGACUUCAAAUUUAUGGUCAAAUUCUAUCCUGAGAAUGUUGAAGAGGAACUCAUUCAGACCUGCACAAUAACUCAUUUCUACCUUCAGGUUAAAAGCGACAUAAUGUCCGGGAAAAUCUAUUGUCCAACGGACACCGCUGUCUUACUGGCAUCCUACGCUUGUGUUGCCAAGUAUGGUCCGUAUGACCCUCAUUCGUGCCCCAAGACUUUGCCAAUCGAUCGACUGAUUCCCGGAAAAGACCAGUACGAACAAACCGACGAACAAUGGUUCGAUCGGAUUAUAACCUACUAUAAGGACCACCAUGACAUGUCUCGUGAUGAUGCAAUGGUUCAGUAUCUACAAAUCGCACAGGACCUGGAGAUGUAUGGUGUGGAGACCUUCAACAUUAAAAAUAAGAAGGGAACGUCGCUUGUUCUUGGCGUUGAUGCUCUGGGUUUGAGUAUCUAUGAGCCGGAUAAUCUGCUGGAUCCCAAAAUCGGAUUCCCUUGGUCGGAAAUUCGGAACCUCUCUUUUCACGACAAGAAAUUUAUAAUCAAACCAGCAGACAAGACUGCGAAGGAAUUCUACUUUUUAGUGGAGAAAUCCAAAAUUAAUAAGCGCAUUUUGGCGUUGUGCACCGGCAAUCAUGAGCUAUAUAUGCGUAGGAGGAAGUCCGACUCUAUCGAAGUGCAACAGAUGAAGAUACAAGCGAAAGAGGAGCGUGAAUUGAAGGAGGCUGAGAAGCAACGUCUGAAAGAAGAAAGAUUGCAACGGAUGGAAAAUGAGCAGAAGUUGCAGGAACUUCGGACUCAAAUGCUGCAGAAGGAGUCUGAUUUAGCGGAUAUGAAGCUCAAAGCAUCUGCCUACGAGAGUAAGAUUGCGGAGCUGGAGUCGCUGCUAGAUCAGGAGCGCCAUGCCCGUGAGAGUCUUCAGAGGAGUCAGGAUAAAUUGGCGGAGAUGAACAGAAAAUUGAAGGAGGAGACUGAGGCAUCAGCCGAAGAGCGCAAUCGUCUCAUCGCCGAGCGUGACAAGGUGCAGCGUGAAGUUGAGGCUCAGAAGGUCGCUAUGGCCACAAAGGAGGCUGAGAAAGCCCAGGCUGAAGCUGAGCUUCGCAGAAUGCGUGAGAGACACGACGCAAAGCGCAAGUCGGACGUCAAUGGCAGUGGGGACACUGCCUCACAGGAUGAUGAAAGUGAAGCCAAGGAACUUGAGGUGAUACCAAAUGCGAAGCGGACAGAGGAAUCGCGUGUGACGGUGGUUUCCAAGAAUGAGUCGCUCCAGACGAAGUUGGCCAACCUCAAAUUGGAAUUGAACUCGACACGCGAUCAGUCGAAGAUGCGCGACAUCGACCGUCGCCAUGAGUAUAACGUGCGGGAGGGCAAUGACAAGUACAAGACGCUGCGCAAUAUUCGCAAGGGAAACACUAUGUGCCGCGUUGAACAGUUUGAAUCGAUGUAG
This is a messenger RNA of Hydatigera taeniaeformis, 1680 nucleotides long. Lineage: Eukaryota; Metazoa; Platyhelminthes; Cestoda; Cyclophyllidea; Taeniidae. The record is from the annotation of a GenBank genome assembly.